Lathyrus sativus (Indian pea) is the source of this 201-nucleotide messenger RNA. Lineage: Eukaryota; Viridiplantae; Streptophyta; Magnoliopsida; Fabales; Fabaceae. The record is from the annotation of a GenBank genome assembly.
AUGAACAUCACGCUCCUACGACCACCACCACCAUCACCAAUCUCAACCUCUCACCAACCCCUCGCACUUCACCACCACCGCACUUCUUCUUCUCCGUUCAACUUCCCCAAAACCAAAACCACUACCUCCAACUCUUUUGUGUUGAACUCCACAAACCCUUCCUCACUCUCCGCAACAUUAAAAUCAGAACCACGCGACUAA